AGGGCGCCCUCUUUGACAUUUUUGUCAUGUUCGGGAUGUCGCAGGGAGUCGCAGAAUUUUUCUGCUCAGCAAAAGACAAUUCUGGUUAACCAUCAAAACCAUGGCAUAUAAGUGCACAAAGUAACUGUCGAUAUGGCAAAUGUAGAUAAGUUAGCGAGGGCCUUCGAUGCGUUAAAAACGCACCAGCAGGGAGGAAUCAGCGAUGAAAGUGGUUUACGAAAAAAAGAUGGCACUCUCAGCAAAAAAGAGAGAAUAUCACACUGUACAACAAUCGCAGAUGGCAUAUGCUCUUCAUCAUUCAGAGCUGUUGCUGAUUUUCCAAAGUUUUUGGGAAUUGCAAUGGAGCUGUUCUUUGCUGCUUGUGAUGAUGAGGAAUCUGAUGUGAGACUAAAGGCAGAUGAGUGCUUGAAUAAGUGCAUCAAGGUAUCCAUGGAUGGUAACUUGGGGCGUGUUCAACUGGAACUCUACAAAGAAAUUAAAAAGAAUGGCCCAUCACGUUGCCUCCGUGCUGCCAUGUGGCGAUUUGCCGUCAUGGCACAUCUAAUCAGACCUCAGAAAUGUCGCCCUUAUGUCAUCAAUCUUCUUCCUUGUAUUCCCAAGAUCUCAAGACGACAGGAUGAUGCAAUACAGGAGGCAAUGACAAACUUCAUGCAAAAGGUUUUGCCCAUUUUGGGAUCCUUUCUGACAGACACAGAAGUAAAGAAUCUGAUGAAGGUACUUUAUCCGAAUGUCAAGCAUCCUUCAGCUGCUACCCGACGUACCGCAGCCAGUUGCCUAACACUCAUAUGUCAAUAUGGACGCAAGCCAGCACUUUACUUCUCUAUGCUUGUCAAGACAUUACUGAUGUUUGUCAUCCCAGUGAAGGAAGAUCGCAAUAUCCAGAUGAUUCUUGGAGUUCUCUUGUGCUUCAGACAUGUCAUCCCUCACCUUGCAAGUCAAGAAGUCAAAGAACUGGGGUUAAAGGGCAGCUUUGGAGUGACCAAGAAAGAAGAGGAGGGUGGAGUCACUUCUGAACAACUACAGCAGAUCUAUGAAUUCCUCCUGUACUGUACCCAGCACCGUGAUCAUAAUGUUGUCACAGCUACUCUUGAGACCUUACAACAAUUAUUGCGCACCCCUCCACCACCAUUACUGAAGAUUCUGCUGACUAGAGGUAGCAUUACUGCUGUUACAAUAUUUGAAGAAGAGACGGGAAAAACACCAGAGAAUGUGGAUGAUUCUGCAGGGGGAAGUCAAGCUCCAAGCCUUUUCGGUGAUUCUGGUCUGGAUGAAGAUUCUGAUACAGUAAGCUUAACUACUACUGGCUCCAUCACCACUGACAUACCAUCUUCAACAAGUACAUCUGAUACAGGAAUGGACUCUGAAUCGGCUAUUAGUAUGCUUGCUAACUUACCAGAUGUUCCCCUUCUACCUGGGGAAAUUGGUAACCCAGAACCUCUUGUUGAUGACUCUGAAGUACUAGUGAAUGACAGCCAAGGAGAAUAUUCUAAUGUUGCCAUCGGUGAUAUUGAUGAAGAUUCUAUCAACCAAGACAGCAUGGUGUUUCUUGGAGACCAGAUGAGACAAAUGUCAAUUGACAGAUUGGAUGUGGAAGUUGGACUGGAUGCAAGGAGGUUGGUUGGUUCUGAUUUAUUGAGAGUAGAGGAGAUGGACUUACAAGAUGAUACAAGUAGAGAAGACUCAUCAGCCAAAAACUCACCAACUUCAGAAGUCAAAACAAAACAAGGAGAUAUUGGUCACUACACAGAUGAGGACUAUCCUAUCAUUCACUGUAUACGACUCCUAGGCUCCACCUACCUUCUGACUGGAUACACCGGUGGAUCCAUGCCAGAUAGAAGUGUUAGGAUUAGUGUGAAAGCCCUAGCAUUGAGUUGUGUUGGACUUAUGGUUGGAAUGCAUCCUAGAAUCUUCUUUGCCAGGCUCUUCAAGACAGACUCUACAGAAUCUCCAGAAGAUGACCAGUUGAUACGUGAUAUCUUGGCAUACAUGAGUCAUAGCGAUCACCAACUUCGUGGCCAGACAACGCUGAUCAUUGGAAACCUGAUCAGAGCAUCAUUAGUUGAAUCCUGCUAUGAUUUCACAAGAUGGUGCUGGGAUACAUGCCAAGAUCACCUUUUCACGGAUCCAAUGAGUUUAGACUACUUAGUGUCCUUGUUGUCCACAUCACUCAAAGAUGAAUCAUCAGUAACAAUGAGAAGUGCUUGCCAUGCCAUCAAGCUUUGCCUAUUAGACCUGUGUAAGAGUCGUCAUGGUAACCUCGGCCUUCAACUGACCUAUGACCUAUUUGAACUCAACAAGUGUUCCUAUUGGCUGGUGCAGGUGGAACUUCUGGAUCUACUGAGUUGCAUAGACUUCAAGCUGAUGCAGUUUUUAGAGAACAGACAAAGACAUGCAACGCACCCCAAUUAUUUGACCAAGUUGAACAGUGUGCAGGAAUUUGUCCUGCAUGAAGUGGUACUCAAGUUCCUGGGCAGUUAUGACAUACGUGUCAGACAAGCUGCAGCUGAAGCAAUCGUCAAGUUGAUACCAAGGCUAUUCUAUCCCGUGGACUACCCCCACCAAGAUCCAUUGUCUGCAUUAGCUAAGGACCAAGUGGCUCAACACUUGGACCCUGUCAUAGGAGAUGCUAUGCACUACUCCCAGGCUCAGACCACUGCUAUGAGCGAGAUUGUCAUCUUCAACAGUGGUCCAGAGGGAGGAAGAGCCACUGUUGACUCAGCUUUAUCCAGAGUUGUUGACUUAAUUGUGAAAACAAUGAAUGCUUGCUCAUCCAAGUACAUCAAGUUUGGAUGUUGCCAUGCCUUGUGUCAACUGUCCAUGACAUAUUCAGUCAUAGCUCAUCCCAAUGCAUGGAGUUGUGCCAUGUGUCUGUCCCCAUUGGCUAAAGAUGGGUCCACCAAGUCUACCGGUCGGCACAGGACUAAUGCUGGAAGCUUUGGGAGUCAGGGUGUACCCGCUGGUUUUGAGGAGCUGUGUAAUGGUUCAGGAUGCGGUCCACUUCCUUUGAUUCUAUCCAAUUUGACAUCAUCUCUGUUGUUGCUUGACUUGACAGCACAUCAAGAUGCUCUUCACCUUGCAGGGAACAUUCUCAUAGGUAUUGCCUAUCACUCUUUGAAGGUUACUGCCCCUUCUAACCAGUCUACAACAACUUCAUCAGCUUCUGUUGAGGAGGAGAGUUGGGCUUGCCUCCAAAACAGACUGUUAGUACCUCUAGCUGCACAACUCAUGCAACAUGUUGCCAGAGUUCUUUGUAUCUGUGCCCAUGUAAUCGAAGGUACACAACCUGGCCCACCAAAAUCACAGACCACACUGCCAUCAUUACCAGCUGGUCCAUCGCUAAGUCCCAUCAAACGGAGAGCCAAAGGAAAAGACAAAGACACAGUAGACCAAGGAAGUAUGUCACCAAAUACACAGGCUAAAUCACAAGCAGACAAGGCUGAAAGUGCAGAAGAAAAGAAGAGUCCCAAAUCAACCUAUGGUGCCUUCUAUCAACUACCUCAUUAUAUGAAGCUCUAUGAGGUCAUGAAAUCAGCAUAUAACAACUACAAGGUGACCCUUGAUCUAAGUCGAGCUGACAAGUUUGCUGGUCUGUUGAAGACAAGUUUGGACAGUUUCUCUCAGUUGCUGGAGAUAGCAACCAUGAACGAAGUGGGCAAGUACACAGAAGAACUUCUAAGCUAUAUGAAGUCAUGCUUCACAAUUGAACCUACAUCGGCAGUCCUAUGUGUGGAACAGUUACUGAAAGCGCUGUUUUUCACAAACAUGGCUAGCUCAGCAGAGAUUCCAUCUGCCAACUUCCCACGUAAACCAGGCAAAGCAACUCGUUUGACAUCAAACAUGAAACCUGGUAUCUAUCAUGAUUGCUUUGUAGCGCCUUUCACCCAGUACAACCAAUCCUUGAACCAACUUGGACCUAAGUUGAGUGCUAAUCCUGAGACUGAUGGAGGAAGUGCUGGGCUCUUUGGUUGGAUGAAGUCAAAGAUUGACAAGAAGAGUUUAAUGGGAAAAGUUACCAGUAAAGAAAAGUCUUCUGUACAUUCGUACAUCCGUCUCUUUGAACCAUUGGUCAUCCGAGCUCUCAAACAGUACACGAUAACAAGCAGUAUCCCACUACAACAACAAGUACUGCACCUACUGGCUCAACUUGUUCAGUUGAGAGUCAACUACUGUUUGCUGGACUCAGAUCAGAUCUUCAUUGGCUUUGUUGUAAAGCAGUUUGAAUAUGUUGAAGAGGGACAAGUCAAGGACUAUGACACCCUCAUACCUCACAUCUUCCAUUUUCUGGUGCUGCUGUCUUAUGAGCGUUACCAUAGUAAGGCAGUUAUUGCAAUGCCAAAGAUUAUACAACUCUGUGAUGGUAUUAUGGCAAGUGGACAACAGGCAACCACACAUGCUGUUCCUGCAUUGAAGCCACUGGUUCAUGACCUGUAUGUUCUACGUGGUUCCAGUAAGUCUGACUCAGCAAGGGAACUAGACACUCAGAGAGAAGUUGUUGAAUCUAUGCUGCAAAGACUCAUCCAUUUCCAUCAGGCUUUGGAGAUGUUCAUUCCUGUCUUGCUUCAAGCUCAUCGAGAUAGUGAAGACAAAUGGAAGAGACUUUCUCGACAAGUUGUUGAUAUGAUCUUACCACUGUUAGCAAGGCAGCAGAUUAAUCUGGAUUGUCAGGAAGCCAUCGACACUCUACAUCACCUGUUUGGAGUUGUAGCUCCUAGUGCUCUCAGACCUGUGGAUAUACUCCUCAAGUCUCUACUUCUUGUUCCUUAUGAAGUAAAUCAUCCUAUCCUAAAGCAACGCUGGUUGGGUAUGGCCCUGGCUAUCCUGAAUGUUCUCAUUUCUCAGUCCAAAGAGGAAACUAUCCUAUCCAGGCUUAGAGAGCUUGGUCUGACAACAGACUUGUUUGUCUGUCCAUUGGAAGAUGAACGAAGCCGAGAAGAAGACAUUGUCAAUGCAAACGUCUUGUCUCCAGAAGAUGUGCUGGCAAGAUUUCUGCUGCAAGUUACAGGAUUUACCAUCACUACAGCUAACCAGGAUCUAGCAGUGUCAGUGCAACAAAAUCAGAGUGGGUCCUUCCUAUACCAGGAACUGUCACACCUGUUACUCUACAUAACGCAUAUGUUCAAAUCAGGUGCUUUCAGGAAAGUUGCCAUGGCAAUGACAAGCAUGAUUCGUAAUUCAACUCAAAGUUGUUGGUUUACACUUGACCAACUCAAUCAUGCUUUCAUCAAGCUCAGUACCUCCUAUCCCAUCUUGGUACUACAAUGGUGUCAGGUCCUUCUCCUUCUGAAUUACAGUGACCAGGACUUCUGGUCAGUCAUCUUACAAACCCCCAAGAGACAACCAUUGUCUAAGUCACUAUCCAGUGGUAGCCUCGACAACCUGGAGACGACUAUAGACCAGACCAAAGGAUGUCCUGAAGAGAUUAUCAGACGAGGAGGUUUGGUGCUAUACUGUGACUUUGUGUGUGACAAUCAAGCUGAUGCUGAACCACUAACAUGGCUGGUAGUCAAUCACAUCAAUGAAAUCAUACAACUCUUCCAUGAACCGCCAGUCCAAGAUGUUAUCAGUGCAAUUCAUCGCAACUCUGCUGCUAGUGGUUUGUUCCUUCGUGCAGUCAACUUGCGUUUUACUCAUCAUUCCAAUCCUUGUUUGGUCAAACUAACACUUCAGUGUCUUCAAGGGAUCCAUCUUAGCCAGUCAGGUGUUCUCUUGACGAUACUUAUCGAGCGCUUCCUGAAUACUCACCAGCUAGCAAUCGCUCGUCUUUGUGACUCCAUUGCCUGUAGGAGAGUUGAGAUGUUACUGGCUGGUGGACUGGAUGACACUGCACCACAGCUGUCUGCAGAACAACUGGAAAAGCUGGAGGACUUUAUGAAUGCAAACAAACUUACUCAGAGACACCCCAGGCUAGCUUCUCUUUUGACUCGAUUCAAGACGGUUAUUCUUCGUCAAGAUAUCAACCAGUCUCCAUCCGGCAACAGACCAUGUACUGACAUCACCUCUGUCACUCCUAACAAGGAGUGGUUCUUGUCGGUUGUACAGCAGGGGUGUUUUGGACACACGACUGCUUCCGCUAGGGAAUGCUCCCUUUUACUUGCUCAUCUUCCACUGGAAGAUAUCAUAUCAACCAUGAUGACAGAGGAAUUCAACUAUCCUUUGCUAGAAGACUGCAUCCUUGUGGGUUUACAACGGACCAGAUUACGUCAUCCUCCAUGCCACACCUCAACAUCCCAGACCAAUGCCUCUAGCAAAGAAGAAGUAAGCAACAAGCCAAUCCCUCAGGAUCCAAUGUUUGAAGCUUCCUGCACUACUCUCUUAAGUCAUAUCCACAACAUGAUGGCCUUGAUGCCUGCUGAACAUCAAAUCCUCAGAGCUGACUCUAGAAUUGACUCUGAAAUGACCCACAAAGGUCACAUGAUGUCCCUGAUUCAGUGCGUAGAUUGGAGGACAAGAGUUUAUGAGUUAGCAUCGGCAUUGGUCAAGUACUUGAGAGCUAUGAGAUUGCUUGGGAUGCCUGUACCUCCUGACUCACUCGAGGAGAUUGCAAAACUUGCUGUCACAUGUCUUGAGGCAGCAAGCUGGUCAUUGACAGAAGGAUCAAAUGUCACAUCCCAGAUGAUUGUGACAUCAGUGGAAUGCAUGGGAGUUAGCCUACAAAACCAACAGAUCUUUGCUGUAAUUGGUUCAUCAGAUCACACGACAUUGGCAUGCUCUGCGAUUGGCUGCCUUCAUCAAAUUGUGGAAAAGAUUAAUCCACGUAGAAAGUGCUUUCCUUCCGCUGAUGUUUUAGUUGAGCAGGAAAGUUCACUCAAAGAACAUCAAUCAAUCCAGACGGCUUGCCAGCAGAUAACUGACCUUCUGUGUCUUCACUACACCUUAACCAGGGAUGAUCACAAUACUGUCUGCCAACUUCCACUAUUCCUAAGGAAACCACUGAGGAACGCGGUAGUCAGUCUUGCCAGGUUACCGGUGGUUAAUAGUUAUGCAAGGACUCCUCCUUAUGCUUACAAACUUGGUUGGGUUCCUAGCCCACGGGAGGGGUCAGUUGAGAUACCACCAUUGCCGAUGGAAUACUUGAAAGAGAAGGAAGUACUGAAAGAGUUUGUUGUCCGAGCAAAUACUAUUGGGUGGACCUCAAGGCAGCAGUUUGAAGAAACAUGGGCAGGAUUGUUGGGUGUCUUUACUGCACCUGUAAUACCCGAAGAAAUAGCUCUAGAGGAGGACAUUGAACACAGUCAAUCCAUCUGUCUUGCCGUUCGUACUAUAUCCUCUCUCCUGGUAGACAGCUUGCUCCACCCACAACCUGGUAAUCCUACCAACAGUACCUAUCAGUAUAUACCGCGACACGGCCAUCGUAACCUGUCAUUCCUUGAGACAACGCUGGGCAAGAAGUUACUUGCUUUGAGAUGGGUGGUGGAAAAAGAAGUGGAUGCAAUGACGUCAAAAAAGAUUGAUCAAGCAGUCUCACGGCCAGUCAGUGAGUUGGACAGUAUGGUGGAUCUCUUCAUGAACAAUUUGGAGCAUGAGUCAGACCGUACUCAGUUUGAUUUAGCCAGAAUAUCUGUGCACGGCAUCUGGGCCAUCAACAACAUGCUCCCACCACUGACAGAUGAUGACCCAGAGAUCCUAGAUGAGAAUACUCAAGCUCCUAGACCAUUCAGAUCAUCUCCAGUGAGAAUCCCUGGAAAUCUAGAUGUUCAUUCCUGUCUGAUGUUUCUUGAGGGAUUGUAUGGACAAUGGCUGUCCCCAACAACUGUUCCCCGAACACCACUCAUGCUCAUAUGUGAAACCGUCAAAUCAAUCUUGGUGAUCUCAGAUGUGUUCACUCAACGAGCUCAGUAUGAGUGGAUGUUUGAUACCCUACUUGAUGUCAACAAGAAUCAUCCAGUGGAAGAUGAACUUGUGACUCAGUAUGCUGUCCCUGGCAUCUGCAAAGCAGCUGCUGUCUUAGGCUUGGAGAAGGAUGUUGCAGAGAAGGUCAGUAAGUUACUGGAAGUCACACUACGAAGCACCCAUCUACCCAGCCGUGUGGGUGCAUUGUACGGCGCCCUCUAUAUCCUAGAGUCAGACGCAAUCGAAGACAUCAAUGUCUUUGUUCCUGUUGUGUCUGAUUAUGUCGCUAGGAACUUACACUACAACUCAUAUUGCAGUAGUCUUGCCAGUCAACGCCACACACUGGUCAUGUUAACAGCAGCAUUCUAUGUGAUUGAAUGUUACUAUGAAUACAUCAAGGGAACGGAUUUCACCAAGGCCAUACUGCAUAGCUGUAUAUCUAUGGCAUCGGUAAGUGACGGAGCUACGUCACCAGCUGUGUACCAGGCUAUCAUGAGAGGGUUAGAGAGACUACUGAUAUCUGGAGUAUUGUCACUUCAAGAGACAGAAGUUCUGACUAAACUCAGUAUGGACAAGUUGUGCAUGCCUUCCCCACUCCAUGCCAUGUCGGCCCUUGGGCUUCUAAUCACAAGUAUGUAUGUGCAGAAACACAAACAAACAAGCGAAAGCAACGAACAGUCAGAAGAUGAGUCUGGAUCACAUGACCCUGAGAGUCAAGUGAUGGCCAUGGAAAGAAUUUCAGUGCUGUUUGAUAGAAUUCGUAAAGGCUAUCCGUCAGAAGCCCGUGCAGUUGCCCAAAUUCUGCCUGCUUGUGUCAGUGAUUUCUUCUCACCGCAAGAUGUAAUGAACAAAGUGAUUGGUGAAUUCUUGUCCAAUCAACAGCCACAUCCUCAGCUCAUGGCCACUGUUGUCUUCAAGGUGUUUGGAAGUCUGCACAGCCAGGGUCAACUACAAGGCGUACGUGAUUGGGUGAUGUUAUCUCUCUCCAACUUUACUCAACGUACACCUGUUGCUAUGGCAAUAUGGAGUCUGACAUGUUUCUUCAUCAGUGCAUCAACCAAUGCAUGGAUCAGAGCUCUACUUCCUCACAUUGUUGGACGUAUGGGACGUCUGGAGGCCAUUGACAAGAAAUACUUUCUGAUUGUUGCCAGGGAUUUCUUCCUUAAUCAGGUAACAGAUGAGUCCAGUAAACGAGCUUUCAUGUCGACCUUCCAGUCAGCAGCUGCUACAUCUACUGAUCCAGUCUAUACACAACUUCUUGGAUGUGUCUAAGAAGAUUCACCUUACUUGUACGCAUCCUUCAAGGCAUUUUAAUCCCAGACUCUUCCUUGUAAUCAAAGACUGUUCUUAACUAUGUAGAGGGGGGGGGGUAACCCAGCUGGCUCUGUCCGAAUUUUGGGCAGACAUUAUUACCAGUAUAAUUUUUGGGGGGUGUCGCGUUAUUUUUUUAUGUAUUUCUAUGAAAAUAAUUUUUGAGGCGGACGUGGGGGGGGGGGUGGGUUUGGCCCCCAUAACCCCCUCUGAAUCCGCGCCUGAAUGUGCAUGCAUGUAAAACGUGUAUCCUGAGACAAUCUUGUCUGUUUUUAAUAAACAGAUCUAAUAAUUUAACCCUAAAUAAUUAAUAAUUAAUAAAAUUAGACACAAAUUGAUUCAGGUUUGCUUUCGGAAUUUAAAGAUUUAUUUCGUCCUGUCCUUUCAUUUUUGCUGUAUUCCAAAAAUGUUGAUUUGCCAACCGGGCUACUUAAGUAAUAGUUUUACUUGCCCGCCGCUGUUUUGACUAGCAUUUGGCUAGCGGGCUACUGCUAAAGUCAAACCCUGGUGAUGGCCAAUAAUUAGCUUAAAUGAUUUAUACCUGUUGUGCACCUGUUGUUUUGUGGCGAUUUUGACACCUUACAGUUUUAAACUAAUUAUUGCAACAUCUAAGACAUGAUAUAUCAGACUAAAAUGAAAUCUGAUGUUAACUAAAACUUGUGGCACACUAGUAAAGUAAUGUAAUUCUUAUUCAGUAUCUUCGUUGUGACUAAAAUCUAUUUUGUGCUUAUGAUUUCAAUACUUUGUCAAUAUACUUGGCAUCUUUGUUUAGUUUUUUAGGUUUAUGGUCUGAGUAAUAGCUGUAUAUUCAUUGCAAGCAAUCACAAAAAAACACAAUUACUUGUAGUAUGUUUUGCACAUAAUCUUCUGGAGAGUGCAGUUGGGGUUGGCAUCUAACUCCUGACCCUGUUAUAUGCUGUUAAACCCAUCUUUGUGUAGAUAUAUGUCUAAUGAUGGCUAUGAAAAAUUCGUAAAUAUAAUUUUUUGGUAGAACUUAUUUUCCAUAUUGUAUAUAAUGUGUAAUGAGUACAUAAUCCAAGUGCUGAAUGUAAAUAAUUAUUAUGAAUGUAAAAGUUACAAAAUGGUACCCGAAUAGCUCCAUGGACUGGGCAGUUUCUUAUAUCAAUAUGUCAUAAGGUUUCAUUUAAUAAACUAAUAAAAUUUGUCCUUACCCUUCUAAUUUCUAGCAAUAAAGAAACAAAAACACUAACAUGCUUUCAGAUGAUGAAAUGGCAAAUGAAAAGAUUGAAAAAUCAAAAUCUUAGAUGCCAGUGAUCUUGGACAAUAGUUAUCUUUACAUAUGCACAUUGUUUAUGUUCUACAAACAAGAUUGAUUUGGAUAGCCUGAGAGGUCUAAGACAUUUGAGCUUGUCUUAACUAGGUUGUAGUAAAAGUAAAGAUAGUUGUUAAUACAUGUACCCUCAUACUUCAAUAAUUUGCCUCCACCUUUGGUUUAGCCCUCAGAAAUGCACUUCCUAUAAUGUCAUCCUUGUCCUCAUCUAAAACUCUUCCAUACUGUUGCUCCACUCCAACUUUCAUCUUCCCUUAAGUGCUGUGAAGCUGUAUCUGACUUGAAGUAUUGGAGAACCAUUUCUUGGCAUAUGGAUUUCCAUAUGACAAAUGAAAACUGAGUCAUUCUGUACUAAUUCUCUUCAGAAGGCUUGUAUAAUUAUGUAUAACUGUGUAUAAUUAUGAACUGUAAUGUUACAGUAUGUUAUUAAAAAGAUAAACUGAGUUUAAAUGUGAAGCAAAUGUAAUGACUUAUGAGUACAUUAUGUUAAAGCAAUAAAAUAUCAUGAUACACAUUCAAAUUUA
Messenger RNA from Patiria miniata (bat star), 10956 nucleotides. RefSeq names its product huntingtin-like. Bases 133 to 9102 code for a protein of 2989 amino acids. The transcript is spliced from 59 exons. Gene Ontology annotation, cellular component: cytoplasm; nucleus. Lineage: Eukaryota; Metazoa; Echinodermata; Asteroidea; Valvatida; Asterinidae. The record is from RefSeq and is a predicted model, not a curated record.